This is a messenger RNA of Orussus abietinus, 395 nucleotides long. RefSeq names its product TPPP family protein CG45057-like. Bases 12 to 395 code for a protein of 127 amino acids. Gene Ontology annotation, molecular function: tubulin binding. NCBI's taxonomy places the organism in Eukaryota, Metazoa, Arthropoda, Insecta, Hymenoptera, Orussidae. Gene Ontology annotation, biological process: microtubule polymerization. The record is from RefSeq and is a predicted model, not a curated record. The transcript is spliced from 2 exons.
ACACGCAAGACAUGUGCAUCAGGCUAAUCCCUCAUUCUUCGUACAGUUUUCUAAUAUUAAGCGAUCCGUUAGCAUACUGUCACAUGGAUCCUCUAUCAAAUGCAAUGGGUGUACAAUUAUUACCCCUGUCGCAGAGUGACAAGUGGUUAAAGGCAGCACGGAUCCUCGAUAUGAACAAAGUAACGACUACAGACACUGGUCUGUGUUUCUUCAAGUUUCGUAAGCGAGCCAUCUCUUUCGAAGAAUACCUCGUUUACCUCAAGGACUUGGCGCAGUCUAGAGGUUUAAAUUUUGAAGACAUGAAAUAUGAAAUGGAAAGGUCCGGAAGACCGGUUCCUUUUAUUGAUAAAAAAAAGAAACGUAAAUUUAAAUUAAACUUUUUCUGCAUCAAGUAA